Molecule: messenger RNA, 405 nt
Organism: Durusdinium trenchii
Lineage: Eukaryota; Dinophyceae; Suessiales; Symbiodiniaceae
Source: the annotation of a GenBank genome assembly
AUGGACCCCAAGCGGCUCAAAGAAUACUGUCACAGAGCUUCUGACGCCCAGUGUGCGGGUGCGAUUGGCGGAGAGCUCGGCGGAGGCUUGGGCGCCUACUGCUUUGAGAGUAUGCACCGCGAGAUGUGUUCAGGGUUUGACCAUCAGAUUGGCAUGGCAGAGGGGAUUGGAGGAAUACAAGUGGGCAGCUGGGCAUCGAUCCCAGCAAGAACUAGGCCAAAGCAAGCAUCUGCUGCAAUCCACCAGAAUGAGCUGCAACAAGAGGAGGUGAGCGGAGCCAAGGCGUUUGACCGGCCAAAGGCAGCAUCUGGCAAUCUCGGCGUAGCUUGGCAACACAAACGAAAACAAACGCGCACCAUGUGCAGUGACAGUGUGGGAAACCUUUCCAGGAGACAUUUAGUGUGA